AUGCCACCUCGAAGGGCACAUACCAAGUCACGCAACGGAUGUGAUCAAUGUAAGAGGCGACGCGUUAAGUGCGAUGAAAAGGGUCCACCCUGCACAAAUUGCGUCUCUCGAGAGCUGCCAUGCUCCUAUAUGCGAGUUCCUACAUCCCGUUUCAACACUACUCCAUCGUCUGCAAGUCCUGCGCCGGUGCAACUAUUAUCCCACGUGACUCAAUUACCUGAUGCAGGUAGUCGUGCAUCCCCUAUCACUGGCACAAUAAGCCCACCGACUCUGUCGCGUCUGCGCGAGCUGGAAUUAAUGCACAAAUACUCCACCGAAACCUAUCAGAGUCUCAGCAAUGAACCCGCCGAUUACCAUGUAUGGCAGAUGAUUCUGCCUCGCAAAGCCCUGAAAUUCGACUUCCUGAUGAACGGGCUGCUGGCGAUCGCGUCCCUGCAUAUGGCAUCUUCAUUACAACCUCCUGAGGCCCUGUCAUAUAUCGACAUGGCCCUGGAAUAUCACAACCGGGCUUCGGCCCCGUAUCGCCUCGCCAUCAAUAACAUCACCCCGGACAACUGCGACGCCCUAUUCGCUCAUGCCAUAAUCACUACCAUCAUUGGAAUCUCCCUUCCCCGACUCACCGCCGACCGCGACGCAAGCUCCACCAUGACGGAGAACAUAUUCGUGGUCUUCGAACUACUCCAAGGAGUCAGCAAAAUCCUCAAGAUUAGCCGUCCCUGGCUGAAAACAAAUUACUUCACCUCCCGACACGGAUUCUUCAACGUCCCGUUUGGCACGCUGGAUCCCGACGCAGAGGCCUCGUUUGAACAAUUGACAGUUCUGAAUGAUACACUGCUCGCCGGUACAGACACAGAACAACACGGUAUCAUGAAAGAGGCCAUUAACCAUCUUUAUCGAUGCUUCCGUAGAUUUGCCCAUUCGCAAGAUGCAGCAUCUGUUCUCUCGUGGCUGACCACCACGGAUAAACAGUUUGUUCAUGCUCUGAGAUGUCGACAGCCUAUCUCCUUCUUGGUCCUAUUGCACUGGGCUGUUCUCUUGCACGGAAUAGACGGUAUGAUGUGGUGGGCGAAGAAUUCGGGUGUCGCGUUGGGAUCUGAGUUAUUGAGUGCUUUGCUCCCGGGUGAUGCGCGGUUCGAACGAGCUUGGCGAUGGCCGAAAAAGAGUCUAGAUCUUUAA
This is a messenger RNA of Aspergillus tanneri, 1176 nucleotides long. RefSeq names its product Zn(II)2Cys6 transcription factor. Lineage: Eukaryota; Fungi; Ascomycota; Eurotiomycetes; Eurotiales; Aspergillaceae. The coding region runs from base 1 to 1176 and encodes 391 amino acids. The transcript is spliced from 2 exons. The record is from RefSeq and is a predicted model, not a curated record. Gene Ontology annotation, molecular function: DNA-binding transcription activator activity, RNA polymerase II-specific; zinc ion binding. Gene Ontology annotation, biological process: regulation of transcription by RNA polymerase II.